UUGCCCGUUAAUUGUUGUAAUUUGAUUCACUGAAUUUAAGCUUCUUUUUUAAUUUUAUAAGAUUGUUGAUCUCUGGCAUUUGAUAUUUUCUCGUUUUUGUUAUAUGAGUUCUCUUUUCUCUUUGACUAAUAAUCAUUUUCUAUGCUUACAUUUUUCUAGUGUAAGUCUAUUCAACCAUUUUGUUUUUCCAAAACAAUCCAACAUGAUUGAGAAUCUCUUUUAAGCUUUUUUUUAGUGAAUUAUUUUACUAAUUGAUUAAUUAUACGACAACAACCAAUACUGUGUAAGCUUAUUAGUUGGUGACCAAUUAAAAUCUGGAUCUUCUCGAGUAAAUUUGCUAUGAAUUUUCUAUGAUGUUACCGGUUGAACGGAGAAAAGUUAUCUAUUGAUUUUCUCAUUUUCUCUUUUUAAUUUUGAUAAUAUUUUCUAUCCAUGAAUUUUUCUCUCUCGAUGCAUAAUUCGAUUCUUAUAAGGAUAAAAUCUUGAAAUUAUUCCACUUUAAACAUGGAAGCUCAUAAUCUACAGGCGAAGCAAUUAAGAGAUGCCAAAAAGGAGUAUGAAGAUAUUACCGCUCAGAUUGGAUUGCUCAAAGCGAAACAAAGAGAAGUGGCCGCGCGAAUUGAAAGAUUGAAAGAUGCCACAGGUCAAUCUAAUAGUUCACGUGGUAAAGAAUUCUAUGAUAAUGAUAACUUUGAAUGGAGUCAGAAGAUGAUGGAGAAAAGUAGAGAGAUAUUUAAGAUUGACACACUUCGAUUUCUUCAAAGACCAGCAAUCAAUGCUACUAUGAGUGGUGUCGAUUGUCUACUAAUUAUGCCCACUGGUGGAGGUAAAAGUCUCACCUUUCAAUUACCAAGUGUACUUAGUGAAGGUAUAACUAUUGUUGUAUCUCCGUUGAUCUCCUUAAUGGAAGAUCAAGUUAUGAGUUUACAAAAACUCAACGUAGAAACGGCUCUUUUCAAUGCCCAAACAACGAGAGAGGAAUCAAAGCAAAUAAUGACAGGAAUGGUUGAUCCAAAUUCUAAUCUUAAGCUGAUCUAUGUUACUCCAGAAAAACUGGCCAAAUCUAAGAUGAUAAUGUCACAAAUGGAAAAGAUGUACUCCUUAGGAAGAUUUUCUCGACUUGUCAUUGAUGAAGUUCAUUGUUGUUCUCAAUGGGGACACGAUUUUCGAAAAGAUUAUAAAUUUCUUGGUAUCAUGAAAAAUCAAUUUCCUGAUGUACCGAUACUUGGAUUAACUGCUACUGCGACUUUUGAAGUUAUUCAAGACAUUCAGAAGAUACUGAAUAUUGAAGGAUGUCUCGUUCUUAAGAGUAGCUUUUAUCGGCCUAAUUUAAAAUACGAAAUAAUUAACUCAACAACUAAAGACGAUGGUCUACAAUUAGCAGAAAUGAUAAAGACAAAAUUCAGAGGACAAAGUGGAAUCGUUUAUUGUUUAACCGUCAGAGAAACUGAAAAUUUAGCAAAGAAAUUGCAGAAAUGUAAUUUACGAGCAUCAGCUUAUAAUGCUCAAAUUUCACCACAAAUACGAAGUAAAAUUCACGAGAAAUGGUAUUCAGGAGUUAUUCAAGUGAUCGUUGCCACAAUUGCCUUUGGAAUGGGAAUCAAUAAAAUGGACGUUCGAUUUGUUAUUCAUUAUUCAAUGUCCAAAUCAAUAGAAAAUUAUUAUCAAGAAACUGGACGAGCGGGUCGAGAUGGAAAAGAGGCCAAUUGUAUUUUAUUUUUUCGCUUUCAAGAUUCAUUCCGAGUCACAUCUCUUUUCUUCACCGAAAACAAUGCUCUUCGUAUAAUACAUAAAAUGAUUGAAUUCUGUGUUAACCGAGAAGAUUGUCGAAAAAAACUUCUAGCCAGAUACUUUGGUGACAAUGAUUGCGAAUGUAAUCAAAUGUGUGAUAACUGCAUAAAUGGCCUUGGAACCGAACGGCUCGAUAUUACCGGUUACUGUAUAGAUAUUUUGUCGAUUUUAAAAGAUCCAAAAAAUUCAAAAGAACGAUUCACCGGAUUGAAAUUACUCGAUACAUGGUUACAUAAAGGUGCCACUAAAUGUCGAGUCAAUGGAGUAUCUAAACCAACUCUACCUCGAGAAGUUUGUGAAUCGAUAAUCAUCCAAUUAAUAAUUAAAGGAUAUUUAAAGGAGGAAUUUCAUUUUACACCUUAUAGCACCAUUAGCUACCUGGUUCCUGGUUACAAGGCUUCUUUACUUGGACAAGAACCGCUUGUAAUCAGAAUUGUCACAGUUGCGAGUCCCGGUGAUGGUCUUAAAAAAAGUCGAUCUCGUUUACCAAAGAAACCACAAGAAAUGAAAAUGAAAGAAAGUCCAAAAAGUUCAUUGAUCAGUAGCGACGAUGAACCAAAUGAGUCCAAUGAAUCAGACGAAUCUGAUGAAUCGGUUGAAUCUGAAGAUGAAGUUAUCAUAGCAUCAGUUAAGAAAAGACCAAGAAUUCUGGAAGAUUCAAUUGUUGAUUCUUCUCAUGAAAACUCAGACAAUUCACUAAUUUGCUUGGAAUAAAAACAAUUAUAUUAAUAAAAGAAAAAAA
Messenger RNA from Panonychus citri (citrus red mite), 2533 nucleotides. Its product is annotated as ATP-dependent DNA helicase Q1-like. Gene Ontology annotation, cellular component: chromosome; cytoplasm. The record is from RefSeq and is a predicted model, not a curated record. Gene Ontology annotation, molecular function: four-way junction helicase activity; 3'-5' DNA helicase activity; nucleic acid binding. NCBI's taxonomy places the organism in Eukaryota, Metazoa, Arthropoda, Arachnida, Trombidiformes, Tetranychidae. The coding region runs from base 505 to 2505 and encodes 666 amino acids. Gene Ontology annotation, biological process: double-strand break repair via homologous recombination. The transcript has 3 exons.